Messenger RNA from Aaosphaeria arxii CBS 175.79, 2103 nucleotides. Its product is annotated as ORMDL-domain-containing protein. Gene Ontology annotation, cellular component: plasma membrane; endoplasmic reticulum membrane. The transcript has 4 exons. Gene Ontology annotation, biological process: sodium ion export across plasma membrane; regulation of membrane potential; intracellular potassium ion homeostasis. The record is from RefSeq and is a predicted model, not a curated record. The coding region runs from base 1 to 2103 and encodes 700 amino acids. Gene Ontology annotation, molecular function: sodium:proton antiporter activity. Lineage: Eukaryota; Fungi; Ascomycota; Dothideomycetes; Pleosporales.
AUGCCUCUCGAUGCGAAGGAGGCACGUAGAAGACGGUCUAGUAGCUUGGUCUAUCACGAACCCCCGGAGUCUUUGGAGCAGCUCAGCGACCAGUCUGUCUUGCCAAACUUGAAUUCACAAUGGGUGAACGCUAAGGGUGCCUGGGUGAUUCACUUCGUAUUGAUUCUAAUGGGAAAGAUCUUAUUCGACAUCAUCCCCGGAGUCUCUCAAGAAACGUCCUGGACCCUGACUAACAUCUCGUAUACCUUCGGCUCCUAUCUCAUGUUCCACUACGUCCGCGGUGUACCCUUUGACUUUAACUCUGGUGCCUACGACAAUCUGAACAUGUGGGAACAGAUCGACAACGGAGCACAGUAUACACCAGCAAAGAAGUUUCUCUUAAUGGUCCCUAUAACGUUAUUCCUAGUCAGUACUCAUUAUACUCAUUACGAUUUGACGUACUUUAUCAUCAAUGUUACGGCUACAAUAGCUGUAAUCAUACCAAAACUCCCAGCAGUAAGAUACGCAUCGGCAUUUUCUCAGGCCCUCCCGAUGAUGACAACUAAACAAAAUUCCGCACGUACGCUAUUACAAAUAUUGACAUCCAUUCAUAAAUUUCAACCCCCCAGCUUUCGAUUAUUCCAGAUUAAACCAUCUCAGAUGUGGUCUCAGAUCGAGGCGACGCCCUCACAUCUUACUUACCUCGUUCUUACAUUCUUCUUACUUAAUUACGCUCUCUUCUCCCUACUCAUCCGGAACAGACUUCACCUUUCCGAGCCUCCUCUUGCAACUGUUUUUGGCAUCAUUGUUGGCCCGCGUGGUAUCGGCGCGCUUCAGCCAUACAAAUGGGGGUUUUCCGAUGACGUCGUGCAGGAAUUCACGCGUGUGGUAGUCGGCGUACAAUGCUUCGCAGUCGGAUUGGAAUUGCCACAAGAUUAUUUUCGCCGAACAUGGAAAAGCAUCAGUAUUUUGCUCGGUCCUGUCAUGGCGUUCGGCUGGCUUGUCUGUGCCAUGUUCAUCAAAUUGAUCUUCAGAACGGACAUACCCACGGCCCUAAUCAUCUCAGCUUGUCUGACACCGACAGAUCCAGUACUUGCAGCUUCAGUCCUGGCAAACUCUCAGUUCAGUACUAGAGUCCCAAAACGUAUUCGCGAUCUCUUGUCCGCGGAAAGCGGUUGCAACGACGGCGUUUCCUUUCCAUUCAUCUACGUGGGCAUCAGUAUCCUCACACGAUCUACUGUUGGCGGCAUUGUGAAGAAGUGGUUUCUGAUCACUAUCCUCUAUCAGUGCCUUUUCGGCAUUCUUUUAGGGCUUGCGAUUGGACACUUCUUCAAUCGUGCCUAUAUUUUCAGUCACAGCCGUGAGAUGAUGGGUCGCGCAUCCUAUCUCGCUUUCUACUUUCUCCUUGCGAUCUUCUCCCUUGGGGUUGCGUCCACUCUUGGAGUAGAUGACUUCCUGGUCACAUUCUGUGCGGGUUUAGGCUUCUCGCAUGGAGGCAAUACGCCUACGGCGGAUACCCGACUUCCUGUCAUCAUUGACCUGAUGCUCAACUCCACCAUGUUCGUCUUCUUUGGUGCGAUGAUUCCCUGGGAAUCUUUCGGCCAUCUAGACUCCAUAACGACACCUCGUCUCUUCGGCGCUCUCAUACUGAUCCUGCUGUUCCGCCGAAUCCCAAUUGUCUACGUUUUCCAUAAGAUGCGCCUGCUCCCGCACAUCCGCAGCACCUACGAAGCACUGUUCUGUGGCCAUUUUGGACCCAUGGGCGUGGGCGCACUCUUCCUUGCGAUUGAAGCUCGCGCCCAGAUGGAGACGGAUACCUCUCUUCCACUGCCCAAUCCCCCAUCUGAUCUACCCAUGGAAAAGCAGAGGACUAUCACUCUCGUCUGGCCGAUCAUCUGUUUCAUAGUACUUGGAAGUACUCUGGUCCACGGCUUAAGCACGCUAGCCAUCAGUAUUGGCGGGCAUUUCACGAGGGAUAAGGGCGAGAGGGCGCCGUUGAUUGGUGCUGAAAGAGAUGGGUUCCAGGGGAUGGUGUUUGAUCGUGAAGACGAAGAGAAUUCGGAAGUGUCCGAUGAAGAACAGGAGGAGGAAGAAUUUAGAGGAUACCUGCGCGGUAGAACGUAA